This is a messenger RNA of Oryzias melastigma (Indian medaka), 1103 nucleotides long. RefSeq names its product DNL-type zinc finger (gene dnlz). Gene Ontology annotation, molecular function: protein-folding chaperone binding; zinc ion binding. The record is from RefSeq and is a predicted model, not a curated record. Gene Ontology annotation, cellular component: mitochondrion. NCBI's taxonomy places the organism in Eukaryota, Metazoa, Chordata, Actinopteri, Beloniformes, Adrianichthyidae. The coding region runs from base 61 to 663 and encodes 200 amino acids. The transcript is spliced from 3 exons. Gene Ontology annotation, biological process: protein import into mitochondrial matrix; protein folding; protein stabilization.
UGUGACGUCAUCAACGUGCGUCCAGAAAUCGUGAUUCCCCUCAGCGGUCUAAACACAAACAUGCUUGCCUUACAAAAAUGUCUUAAUUUUACGCGAGUAAAUAAAUCGAAUCACAUUACUGGGCCAAUAUGGCGAUAUUUCUAUAGUAGUUUAACUGUAACAAAAGAUCGCUUUUGCGUUUCGAAAAUCCGGACCAAAUCCUUCUGUGAGUUUCAAAAGCGAAGCUUGUUUCAUCAUUUUCUCUCUGCGAACCAUCGCGUUUCUCGUCUCAGCUGCUCCAGAGGAUUUUUAACUUCACUGGCGAACAGAAAAGAUGCUGUUGGGAAAGUCCAGUCAACACACUAUCAUCUGAUUUACACAUGCAAGGUUUGCUCCACCAGAUCCACACAGAAGAUCUCCAAGGUGGCUUAUCAUAAGGGUGUCGUCAUAGUGACAUGCCCAGGAUGUGAAAAUCACCACAUCAUCGCUGAUAACCUCGGCUGGUUUUCAGAUCUGGAGGGCAAGAGAAACAUCGAAGAAAUCCUUGCGGCCAAAGGAGAGACGGUGAAAAGGGUUGACGGGAGCGCAGCUUUGGAGAUAGUGAUCAGUGAAGGCAGCAAAAACCAGUCACAACAAGAACACAACACAGAAGAACCCGAAAAAGAUCCAGCAAAGCAGGAAUAAUGACUUUUUAAUUCAUGUGCAGAAUUUGAGAUGAUGUGAUUUAUUUUUCUAAUAAAUAAAAAAAAAACGUUUUAAAUCAUUUUUUUCUUAACUGCUGAGUCAUUUCCAAGUGAACAAGCUAAGCUCACACAUUGAUGUGCAAAACAUGACAAAAACACAAAAGGAUUCUCAACUUCCUCAUCUAUAAAAGAAUAGAAACUAUAUUUUCCCCACAUAAAAAAUGCUUUGAUUAUCUAAGGGGAAACUGGAGUAUUUGUUUUUUUCUUUCUUAUGGUUCAGUUUUGUGUGUUUCUGGAUAUAAGUAAAAAAAAUAAAAAUAAAAUAAACCAACUGGAAGGUUAAAGUAUAUUACGAAAAUGUAUAAUUUGCAACAAUAAAAGCUUUAGUUUCAAACGUAAACAUUUAUUUUAAAUGAAUAAUAUUUUUCAAGGUUGUUUUUU